UCCUCGUGCGGUUCGGUUGGCUAUUCUAACGGUCUAUGCGCGCCUUUAUCGCGUUCGUUCCAUUGGGAACCGUCUUUGUUCAAAAAGUAAACAACAACAAAAUCGAGAGAGUGCGCAAUAAUUGAAUAACAUUUCAAGUCACAUAUAUAGAAAACACAUAUUCAUGCCAAAAUUUGAUAAUCAAACUCGUGAUACUGAAUUAAGAGUCCGGCUUACCGGCUUCCAUGUUUAAGUCGACGAUUGAUAAUCAGCUCGCAGCUCGCAGAUUCAGCUCAUCUCCCAGUGGCAUUUUGCAUUGAUGAACUGUGGACGAUGCGCGACGUGCAUAAUAAAAACCAAUCCGAAAGCAUAAGCAUCAUCGAUAUUCAAAACCUUUCCCAAAACCAAACCAAAGCAAAGUAACCAACCACAACUGCCAGCCUAUAUAGACGACUACAGACCCAGACAGAUCUCGUUCGACCUUUGAAGUCGUAGUCUCGUAGUCUCGCUGUGCGUGCGUGUGUUUUGUGCUGUGCUCUCAGUGCUUGUGUGUGUGUGAGAAAAGUGUGAAAAAGCGCAAAAUAAAUAUUAAAAGCGAAACGUGCAUGGAUUAGAAAGCAUAACCAGCCAACGGCAGCAACAACAUUGCAGUAAUAACAAUAACAACAGUGGAAAGCAACAGCAGCAGCAGCAACAGCAACAGCGGUAGGAACAACAGCUUCAAAUCAGACGUUGCCGCCGUUGCAGACGGCGUCUGGCGCCGGAACUGUCUAACGGCACAACUCAAGCAGCAGCCAACACAAUAAAAAUGGCUAAACUAGAAGGAGAAGUAAGCGAUGGAGGAGGAGCAAAACGGAAACGAGCCUGCAUACUGAGAUCGAGACAGGGCUUACCUAGUUUGCAUGCGCUUUUCAAUGUGCUGACUCUGAGCUGCAUUAUAAUCUCCGAUUUAUUACUCAGCGCCCAUGGACUGAAGGAUCUGAAGAUAUUCGUACCGGAAGCUGUCAUCAUGGGCAAUGCAGCGACAUUGUCUUGUCAAUAUGAUUUGGAGCAGGCGGCGUUGUAUUCGGUGCGCUGGUAUUUCAACCAGGAGGAGUUCUAUCGCUACGUGCCACGCGAGGCGAAGCCCACAUUAGUCUUCCUCGUCUCGGGCAUUAAUGUUGAUCUCGCCAACUCGGAUGCGACGUCUGUGACUCUGAAAGGAGUCACCCGGGAACUAACUGGCAGCUAUCAGUGUGAGGUGUCAGAAGAUGCGCCACUCUUCCACACAGACAUUCGGUCUUCGCACAUGCAAGUGAUUGAGCUGCCCAAAGACGAUCCAGCGAUGCAAGUGGACAAGAAAGUAAUUGGCGUCAACGACAACUUCAAAGCAGUGUGCACAGUGGGUCCAUCGUAUCCGCCGGCGAACAUCACAUGGUACAUCAACGGACGAAAGGUAUACAAAACGCCGCUGCAACGCAUCACACAGGACGCAUUUGAGGGUUCGACCACAUACUCCUCGCUGGAAAUCUAUCCACAUAGCCAGGUGUUGCAGGGCUUCUUCCAGGCAAUGCCCAAGUAUCAGACCAGUAUACUGUUGCUCUGCGAGGUCUCCAUACUGCAUGUGUUCCACAAGAACGUGCAACAGCGCAUCGGGCUGAGCAGUGCGCCGCCGACGACAAUUUCACCCAAUCUGCUGGGCCUAGAAGGCUCGAAGCGAUAUGCUAAUGGCGAUCCGGAUAAUUCAGCGCUUACAGGUGCCGCCCAGUGCAGUUGUAGUGCUGUCGGAGUGCUCGUUCUGGCGGUGGCCACUCUGGCAGCAGCUCAGCUGUGACCAGGACAACACACAGCAGGAGGCGCCACAUAAGCCAAUGGUCGAGUUGUCGGGAAAACACACACACAUACACAGCCAUUGCUACUGCUGUCAUUGCCAGGGUGAAAGGCAACAACAACAACAACAACAAUAACAACAUCAGCUCGAAGCGGUCUGCCCUUAAAGUGUAAUUAAAAAAAUAACAAAUGCAAAUAAUGAACAAAUGUGCGGCAAGCAAAAUUAUAAUAAAAAACGCAAAUUGCAAAACAAAAAGAACGCAAAAAAAAGAGAAAACUACAAAUAAAAAUUAAAAAAAAGCACACACACACAUAAAAAAAAAAUGUUUUCAAAACGUUGGCGUGGUUUGCGUUGUGAACGCGGAAAAAAGGCAUGUCCUUGUGGGUAACCCUUUUCAUUUCUGUUGUUAUUGUAUGCUUAACAAACAAGGAGGCCAUGGUCGAGUAUUUCAAAUUAAUAUUUGCCGCCACACACACACAAACAAAAAAUUGUUCAGAUUAUGAUUAAAAUAAAAUUAUUUUAAAUAACCUAUUACAAAUUGCAACAAACAAAAAAUGCUAUAUGCUGAAUGCAAAAAAAUGAUUAUGUAAGCCCGACGGUAAAUAAAUUGCGCUCAGAACACAGAAAUCAGGUCGAAACUAUACAAAAAAUAAAUGUGUUUAAAUAAAUAUUAAAAAAAUACUCAAUGCGCGUGGAGUGAUGUCAAAAUCCGCAAGGAAAAUACAAAUUGCAAACACAAAAAAAAACAAAAAAAUGGAGAAAAUCAAUAAACUAAAAUCAACAAACUCAUGCACUUGCAAAGUAAAAAAAAAACGAAUUGCAAACUAAUUUACAUAACAACAAUUAAUUAUCGUAAGUCAAAAAAUAAUUAUAUACUAAGUACACCCUACCCUCCAACGACCGCAGCCUAGAAACAUAAGCUAUGUAAAUAAUAAUUGUAAAAAAAAACAUACACACACAACACAAAAAAAAACAAAACGAAAUCAAAACAAAACCCCAAAAGCAUAAACAAGACGAAGGCAACAACAACAAUAAUUACGUGCUAUAAUAUGUCGCACAUUAAAUAAAUUAAACAACAAUUAAUUAAUGUUGGAAUGAGAGCCCCCACUUAUGACAUACUCGUAACACUUAUAGUACACAAACAAUAAAAGCCAAUGAAUAAUUUUUGAUGUGAGUAAAGUUAUUUUAAUUGAAUUGAAGCUGUUCGCAUUGUGGUUUAUUUGCGGUACGUCGUUUUGCCUUUUUUGGUUUGUUGUGAAAUUGUGAAAUCUCUUUGUUAGCUGCAUAAGAAGACCUCUGUUUUUAGACUAAAACUUAAUGUACGAUUAAGCUAUAAGAAUAAAACGAUAACACAAAUGUUUAAAAUAACUCAAAGCUAAUGAAUUUAGUGAGUAAAUGUUAGUUGAAUAAUAAUACGGGCAUUACAAAAGAUAAUUUAAAAGCAGGAUAAACUAUAAAUAGGAUUAAAUAUACAGAGGUUUAUGCGCAGUGGAAACUUCUUCUACAGUAUGAGGAGAUAAAUAAAGCAUUUAUAUAAAACAUUUUCAGAGUUUUGAAAGCUUUAAACUCUGCACUACGCAUAAACCUCAAAUAGAUAUAUGUACUUACAUACUUAGAGUUACAGUGAAGGAAUCGAAUCAAAAGCAGGCAAAACCCAGUUGUAAAUCAAAACAUAAAAUCAAAUUACAAAAUGCAGUCUUGCAAGGCCACAUUAAAAUGGAAAAUGAAAACUAAUAGAAACAUGUAAAAUCAAACUUAACUACAGGUAAACAAACGUAAUAAAUAAAGAUUUAUAAUGAAAACUUAAACUUGAACGAGAACAUGAAUACAAAAUAAAAUAAAACAAAACAAGAAUAUAUAUUAAUAACAAAUAAAAAAGAAAAAAUAUGCAUAAUUAUAAAUAAAUUUACGACAUGUAAGAAAUGCCAAAACAAAA
Messenger RNA from Drosophila nasuta, 3725 nucleotides. It is a transcript of the gene beat-VI, whose product is annotated as Immunoglobulin domain-containing protein beaten path VI. Bases 788 to 1792 code for a protein of 334 amino acids. The transcript has 7 exons. The record is from RefSeq and is a predicted model, not a curated record. NCBI's taxonomy places the organism in Eukaryota, Metazoa, Arthropoda, Insecta, Diptera, Drosophilidae.